GGGUAUAUCACCUAACCGUGAAGCGUACUCGGAAAUUACCGAUUACCGUAAUGCUCGCUUCCCCUUCCUCCCUCUCCCCCUUACUUUCGUCAACAUCAAUAAUUCCCUACUUCCUUCCUUGAUUCAAUACUGUUUGUAAUCUUUUACCACCCCUUCACGUAUUUCUACUUCCACUCAUAGAAUCACUAUUUACUACUGAGACCUCUAACUGCUCAAGCGAUUCCAUGGGUGCAACUAACAGAAGUCGAAUUCCAGAGGACCCAAAGAUGGCGAAGGGGAAGGUGAAGGUGAAGGGGGAGGAUUUGCAAUCUUCAUCUUCGCAGACAACCAAGUAUAUCGAUGGGGAGGGCGCGCCGGACGACUUCGAGUUUGGCGGAUCUCUUGGUGCGGCCUCGUUGAUGGUUGGGUUUCCCUUGUUGAUGUGGUACAUGUGGAUUGGUGCAACUUACUACGACGGCCAGUUCCCCUUGCCCGACGCCAACCAGACCUGGGGUGAGUUUGGUCGUCACCUGGUCCAGUUCGUCUAUGAGGGAGCUUUUCCAACAGCUAAGGCGUGGGCCAUCUACUGGAUAUUCUUUGUCUUGGAGGCCAUCAUGUAUUGUUAUAUGCCCGGCGUGUUGAGCUAUGGCCGGCCUCUGCGCCACGAAGGGGGCAAGAAGCUUCCAUACUACUGCUCCGCCUACACCAGCUGGUACGCGACACUUGCCACCGCCGCUAUCCUCCAUGUCACAGGUCUCUUCCCGCUAUACACGCUGAUCGACGAGUUCGGGCCUAUCAUGAGCGUGGCCAUCCUCUCCGGCUUCCUGAACAGUGUGAUCGUCUAUGUUCAAGCUAUUGUACGGGGACGAACACACCGGCUCACGGGUCACAUCGUCUACGACUUCUUUAUGGGCGCCGAGCUCAACCCGCGCAUCGGCAUCUUGGACUUCAAAAUGUUCUAUGAGGUCAGGAUCCCAUGGUUUAUCCUAUUCCUCAUCACUGCUGCCGUGGCCGCUCGCCAGUACGAGACGUAUGGGUACGUCUCGGCAGAGGUGUCCUUCCUUCUCAUGGCCCAUUUUCUAUACACCAAUGCUUGUGCCAAGGCGGAGCAGAUGAUAAUUACGAGUUGGGAUAUGUACUUUGAAAAACUAGGCUUCAUCCUUACCUUCUGGAACAUGGCAGGUGUGCCCUUCACCUACUGCCACUGUGCCCUCUACCUUGCAAACCACGACCCGGCUGAGUAUCGCUGGAAUCGUUAUGCCUUGACCGUCCUCUUCGUUGUAUACCUCUUCUUUUACUGGAUGUGGGAUUCUUCCAACGGUCAGAAGAACGGCUUCCGCCAGAUGGAGAGAGGCCAACUCAUCAGGCGCAAGACAUUCCCACAAAUGCCCUGGCAGUACAUUGAGAACCCCAAGGCCAUUGAGACGCAAGCUGGCGAUCGCAUCUUGGUGGACGGCUGGUUUGCCAUUGUACGGAAGCCCAAUUAUGUUCCUGAUAUGUUCUUCGCUAUAUCCUGGGGUCUGAUCACGGGAUUCAAGAGCCCUUUCCCUUGGUUCUAUCCCGUCUUCUUCGUGGUCAUGAUUAUUCAUCGGACCACCAGGGACAUUGCAAGAUGUCGAAGGAAGUACGGUGAGGCUUGGAAGCAGUAUGAGAGGGAGGUGCCAUAUCUGUUCAUCCCAUAUGUUAUCUAGAGAAUAUCGGCCAUUAGCACUGGGCCAUUAGCACUGGGCCAUUAGCACUGGGCCAUUAGCACUGGGCCCUUA
Pseudogymnoascus verrucosus is the source of this 1742-nucleotide messenger RNA. Its product is annotated as C-24(28) sterol reductase. The coding region runs from base 225 to 1670 and encodes 481 amino acids. The record is from RefSeq and is a predicted model, not a curated record. Lineage: Eukaryota; Fungi; Ascomycota; Leotiomycetes; Thelebolales; Thelebolaceae. Gene Ontology annotation, biological process: ergosterol biosynthetic process. The transcript is spliced from 4 exons. Gene Ontology annotation, molecular function: Delta24(24-1) sterol reductase activity. Gene Ontology annotation, cellular component: endoplasmic reticulum membrane.